Ricinus communis (castor bean) is the source of this 645-nucleotide messenger RNA. RefSeq lists its product as uncharacterized. Lineage: Eukaryota; Viridiplantae; Streptophyta; Magnoliopsida; Malpighiales; Euphorbiaceae. The coding region runs from base 1 to 645 and encodes 214 amino acids. The record is from RefSeq and is a predicted model, not a curated record. The transcript has 2 exons.
AUGGAGAGAAAGAAGAAGAAAACUGAUUCUAUAGAAGCUUCAGUAAAGCGAUUGAAAAUUCAAAUUGGGCAAAUUGCUGAAACUGUACAAGAAAAUAAGAAAGGAAAAUUGUCAAGUCAACCUGCGCAAGUUAAAGCAAUUACUAUUCUUAAGCAUGCUGAGCCUUAUAAGCCUCCUAUUCUGUUCCCGAACAGAUUGAAAGAAAGCAAACAGGAUAAGCAAUUUUUUGAAAUUUUUGAUAUGCUUUCUAAGGUUAACAUUAAUUUACCCUUGUUGGAUGUGAUUAGGAAUAUGCCAGCUUAUGCUAAAUUCUUUAAGGAACUUAAUUCCAACAAGAGGAGAUAUGGGAACAAUAAGAAAGUUAUGGUGUCUAAAACAGCAAGUGCAGUUCUCCAACAACAGUUACCUCCUAAAGCCAUGUUGGAUUUAGGAGCAAGCAUUAAUUUGAUACCAUAUUCAACACGUGCACAACUUGGCUUAGGAGAAUUGAAGCCAACCACCAUGUCUCUACAACUAGCUGGUAGAUCAAUUAAGUAUCCAAGAGGCAUAGUGGAAGACGUGCUGAUUCAGGUAGGGAAAAUGAUAAUCCCUGCUGACUUUGUGGUUCUAGACAUGGAAUGUACAUCAACAAGGGAUAAGGAGUAA